Solanum dulcamara is the source of this 3373-nucleotide messenger RNA. RefSeq names its product pentatricopeptide repeat-containing protein At5g24830-like. The coding region runs from base 218 to 1954 and encodes 578 amino acids. The transcript is spliced from 12 exons. NCBI's taxonomy places the organism in Eukaryota, Viridiplantae, Streptophyta, Magnoliopsida, Solanales, Solanaceae. Gene Ontology annotation, molecular function: protein binding. The record is from RefSeq and is a predicted model, not a curated record.
GGUUGAAAGACAAAAAUAUGAAUUGAGACGGGGCUACAUUUAUUCAUCCUGAUGCCAAAAAUCAAAUCCGAGCAUUUGGCUCCCUAAUUACUCUUACACCUUGUUUGGAUAAUUGUUACCGUUUCACUCUGCAUUCCAAUCCGCCGUCUUUUACCGGUCGUACGACGACGUUCGCACCGGCGACUCUAUCUGCUCAUCCAUUCCAAAUUUACGGGAAAUGCAGCCCCUAUUACUUGUGUCGGAGGAAUCUCAAAUUCUUCUUCGGAUACUGAACGGGAGUUUUCAAACCCUAGACGUCAUCAAAGAUCGCAUUGUUCACGCUUUUGUCGAUUUAUUCUGUUCAAAAGCUAAUUUGGAUGUUAUCGGCAUGAGACAAGAUAAUGUAGUGCAAAGUGUGAAUCGGGUGGAGAAAAGAUCAGAAGAUUGGUCGUCUAAGGAGAACGAUUCAAAUGGAGAAGGGGAUUCGACAGCAGGUUUCAACGUGUUGGAUGCGAUGUUAAAGCAUAGUUUGGAUCGUCUGAAGAGUAUGAGGGAAAGAAUAUCCUCAGCAGAAGGCAUUGAUAACUGCACCUUGGGAAUAAAUUUUGAUAAAGAUGCAUAUGUUAUUAGAGCAAUGUGUCUGGAUGGUAAACUGGGAGAAGCUUUAUCUCUUUGGUGCAACAUGAUACAAAAUAGUUUUGUUCCUCAUAUUAUCACACAUAAUUACCUCAUCAAUGGACUGUGCAAAAAGGGUGAAUUGGAGAAGGCAGAAUGGAUUGUUAGAGGUAUGUUAUGUAGGGGUCCUUCUCCCUCUUGUGCUACGUACAACUCUUUGAUAAGGGGUUAUUGUCUCAUGAAUGAUUUCGAUAAAGCUCUAAAAACCUUUUCUACCAUGGCCAACCAUGGAAUUAUGCCAAACAGAGUUACUUGUAAUAUCCUUGUUCAUGCGCUUUGUAAGAAGGGCUUGGUGGAGGAGGCGAAAAAGCUUUUUCAUAAAUUACUAAGCAAAAAUUAUGAGGGGGGGAGCCCAGAUUUGAUUACAUCAACUAUAAUGAUGGAUGGCUGUUUUAAAAAUGGAGAUACUGAUCAGGCCCUUGCUUUUUGGGAGAGGAUGUUAAAAGAGGGUACGAAAGUCGAUAAAGUUUCUUACAAUGUUGUUGUCCAUGGAUUCUGUAUGAGCCAUGAUGUGGGCACUGCAUAUAAGUAUUGUUGUGAAAUGCUAAAGCUUGGUUUCGUUCCAGAUGUUUAUUCGUACAACACUAUUGUUGGAGCACUUUGUAAAAAGGGAAUGACCAGGGAUGCUUGUUAUAUCUAUGAUGUUAUGAGAAGAAUGGGUGUCAUCCCAGAUCAAAUUACGUACAAAAUGAUAAUACAGGCCCUAUGUAUUAACAGGGAGAUUGAUAGAGCCAAUUGUUUUCUUGAUUACAUGUUAGAGAAUUCUAUUAUACCUGAACCACUUGUUUGGAAUGUUAUUAUUGAUGGUUAUGGAAGAUGUGGAGAUAUACAAAAAGCUUCAUAUAUUAGAGACAAAAUGGUUGCAAAUGGUGUUCUACCAAACAUAUAUACAUAUAAUGCAUUAAUUUAUACACAGAUAAAGUUAGGAAAUCUUUUUGCAGCUCAGUCCCUGGAGAAAGAGAUGCUUUUAUAUGGUCUUCACCCUGAUUCAGUUACUUACAAUCUGUUGAUCGGUGGUGCUUGUAAUCUUGGCCUGAUUCACUUAGCACUUAAGUUACAUGAUGAGAUGUUGAGAAAAGGUUGUCAGCCAGAUGUAAUUACUUACACGGAACUACUUAAGUGGUAUUGUCUACAAGGUAUGAUGACAGAGGCAGACAAGCUCCUUGGCAAGUUACUGGGAUCUGGUUUAGCAGUUGAUCAUGUUCCCUUUUUAGUACUCAUGAAAAGAUACUGUCGAAGGAGAGAAUUUAAUAAAGUCUUUGACCUUUACCAAAAGUGGUUAGUGACAAUGCCUAGAUGAGAAUGCUUCCCCAGGAAUUGUUGUGAAGUUAAGAGCUACUCUAUUUGUAUUUAUUCCAGAAGAGACAACUUCUUCAGGCUUUGCACUGAUUGGCUGACAGAUUUUAGGUCCAGAAGCAUUGCCCUCAUAGCAGCGUUUGUCUUUGUCUCCCGGAGGUGAGAGGCGGAGCUCUAUUGAAGACUUAACUAACGAAAAAACAGACUCUGAAUGACUCUCAGAGCUACGUGAAAAGAUCUCUUGGGUGGCUUUGGCUCUAACUCAUACAUGUAUAAAAUUAAACAGCCAACAUAAAUGCAAUCGGAGUUGCUGCAAAAGAAGGAGAGGCGUUUGUGGUGUGGAUUUUUUCCACUUAUUGGUCCAAUAUGGAGCGAGUUGUCUGGUUAUAUGAUUUUGGGCAAUCUUCAUCUCGAGAUCUCUCUUUUUGGAAAAAUAAGCUCAAGGCCAAUCACCAAUAUGUGCCUUCACCCAACAAAUGUUUUCAUCUUGUGGGAUUUUACUGGAUGAUCAUGCAGGCUUCGCUUCUCUCAUUGAUGGCGAUUCAUCCAUCGCUACUAUUUGGUGUUAAAUGGUCUGUUUACAUCCUGCUGCUGACUCUGGUGUUGCAAACUACCUGUUAUAGGGUUAUUAUGAAGGAAAUGUAUUAGCCCAAAACUAUCAAGUGACUCAGAGGGUGUUUGGAUUAGCUUAAAAGCUGGUCAAACCAGAUUAAAAGCACAUUUCGGCUUAUUUUUGGUGUUUGGGAUCCAAACCUGUGGUCCUGAGGUUGUCACUCCAGCUCUUCAACUUCUAAGCCACUACUUUGGGGCAAUAAUUCAGAAAUACUCCAAAAGUGAAUGGUUUGGUUCUUUCUUUGUUCAUUUCUGAUAAUUUCAUGUCUAAUCGUGCCAUGCAGAGGGCAGCUGAAACUGAACUGCUGACCAGGUAUCCAUGUGGAGGAGUAAGUAUGAGGCCUAUGGUACGUGUUGUGUUAAGAGCUUGAAGUUGCCUCUAGAUCCUGCAACAUGUCAAACCACUGGGUCAAAUUCCCCUCGUUGUGCCAUUGUUUAUCCUUCAUGUGAAUGUCACUGCAGUAGCAAAAGUGGCAGUGAGAGUGGCAACAGCACCCCCCCCCCCAAUUCCCUCCUGGUAUCAUUGACGUUCAUGGAAUAACUAUAUAAUGAAUGAUUAACGGGACUAUAGAUGAUCAAAUGCGAAAAAAAUAAAAAAUCACAAUGCUCCUUAGAACAAAACUAGAAUUUUGAGAGUGACCAAAUGCAAAAUUCUAUCACAAGGCUUCUUAUUCUACAACGAUGGAGCUGUAAAACGAAUUGGAAUUCAAAACCUGACUUGCUGAUUUUAUUAGAGCUAAAAUUAACUCGUCUUGUAGCAUUUGAGAUUUGAAUAUGUCAAGGAAAAUUGUUGAAACCUACCAUUAUUGCA